Carcharodon carcharias (great white shark) is the source of this 1610-nucleotide messenger RNA. Its product is annotated as NEDD4-binding protein 2-like 1. The coding region runs from base 90 to 635 and encodes 181 amino acids. Lineage: Eukaryota; Metazoa; Chordata; Chondrichthyes; Lamniformes; Lamnidae. The record is from RefSeq and is a predicted model, not a curated record. The transcript has 5 exons.
CCUAAAUAAGUGUUUUUUUAAACCUCUACUUUAAACCCCCUCCUGAAGCAGCGGCCGCCGCAGUUACUGUGGCGUUCACCGAGCGUGAAAUGUCGGCGGAAUUUUUGGCGCAGUCCUUUCAGAACCUGAGCCUGCAGCACUCUGGCCGCAAAUCUCGCAAAGGUCAUUUUCAGAAGAGAAAACGCCUUUAUUUACUGAGGGGACUGCCGGGAUCAGGGAAAUCCACGUUAGCCAGGAAUCUAAAAAGUCAGUUUCAUGGUGCAGUAAUAUUGAGUACAGAUGAUUAUUUCAUCAGACAAGACGGCUCCUAUUUAUUUGAGAAGUACUUACUUGAUGAAGCUCAUGGAUGGAACCAUGAAAGAGCCAGGUCAGCCAUGAGUCAAGGGAAGUCUCCAAUUAUUAUAGACAAUACCAACAUUGAAGCAUGGGAAAUGAAACCAUAUGCGAAUAUGGCAAGAGAGAACGGCUAUGAAGUGAAAUUCAGAGAACCAGAUACACCCUGGAAAUUUGACAUUAGAAAAUUAACCAGAAUAAAUACUCAUGGUGUCCCAAGAGAAACAAUUGAACGAAUGAAGGAACGAUAUGAGAGGAAUAUCACUAUUGACAAAGUGCUGCAUGCCCAAAGGGAAGCCUGAAAUAAUUGAUGCCAAAGUCAAUAAGGUUGCUUUUUGGAAGAGGAACAGAAGUUUGUACAAACUCAGUACAUGGAGAAUUUAGUACUAGUUACACAAAUCCAGGACUACCUGCCAAGAUUGAUAGAUCCAGCAAAUUCAAAUUUUAAAUAAAAUCAAACUUUUUUAAAGUUUUUUUUUCCAAACUGAGGCAAGGACAUUUCAGAAAUGAAAGCAGAACACUCAUCCCUUCAGGGAUCACAAUGUAAGGAUGACAAGUGAUUUUAUUUCAGAUUUUAUUCCUUAGUCAUUUUGCUGAGUACAGUUUGAUAAACAUUUUAAGAUGAUCACAGACGAUGAACCAGAAAUUACUAUAGCAAACCUCUGUGAUGUAAGAUUCCCUAAUGGUAUUUUCCAGUACACAUAGAUUGGUUGUUACAUUACAAAGAUUUGCAAUGGCAUUUUUCGUUCAAUUGCUUUGUCUUUUAAUUGCAUUUUAGUACAGGUUUAAGUAAUGGAAUCUGAAUAAUAAUUUGUACUCCUAAUUACAAGUGUGUAAUUUAAUACCUGUUGUCUACAAUUAUUUUCCAUUCAUUCUCUGUCGACAAUGCUGGCAUUUAUUGCCCAUCUUUUGUUGCCCUGAGAAGAUAGUGGGGAGUCUUCUUAAACUGUUGCACUUGUUAUUCUUUGUAGCAGUUUGAUACAGCUGAGUAGAUCACUAGGCCAGAAGAUAGUUAAAGUUAACCACGUUAACGUUUGACUAGAAUUCAUGUAUGCACCAAAUGGGUUAAAAAUGACAGAUUUCCUAUCCUAAAAGACAGUAGUGAACCUUUUUGAUUUUUUAUAUAUGACAUCAGCUUUUCAUUUCCAGGUUUGAAUCAUCGAAUUUUUUUUUUUUUUGCAUUUGUAUUUUUUAACCAUGAUAUGUAGAUAAGUUUUAUAUUAUGAGAAUAGAUUGGGACCAAACAUUGUAAGAAUAAAAUAUUUUGUUGCUUUUCA